UGGUCUUCCGCGGAAGCAGGCGCGAAAGCCAGUUUCGUGCGUUUCUGCCAUGGCUGAGGAGGAGAAGGACAUCUAUUCCACAGGGAGGAGUUGUGCUUCUGAAGCCUUACAUUAUCAUUAGAACACGCGUAGGGAAAAGCGGGCUGUAGCCAAUGAGCCUUGCUUCUGCGACGUCUUUCUGGUUUUUCUCCAUUCAUUUUUCCCGGCCGAGUCGAGUUCUCCUUUCUUCUCUUUUCCAGGGCCGCUGCACGUCCCGCCCCUUCAUUGGUUUUGUCCCGCCUCUUACUCCCUGGAGAGGCCGCCCAACGCCCGCCCGCUUGCCUGGGCUGUUGCCGCCUGCCUGCUUGCCAGCUAUCCAGCGAGCUAAGCAGGCAGCACUGCGCCUCUGUCUCGCCCGCCUGAGUCUCACGUUCAGUCGCGCAGACAGGCAGAUAGGACCUCUCCCACCGCCCCCCCCCCCGAGCAGGAGCUUGUUGUACGCGCUUUCCUAACGAAGCAAGCGCCGCCGCCGCCAACCCGGAGCUGUAGCGCAGCGGACGCUCGAAGGGAGAGCGCGCGAUCGAGCCAGGGGGGGACAGGCCGGCUCGCGGUGGGACUCUCAAGGUUAAAAAAAGACAAAGCUGGAAGGUGGAUUAUUUCUAAAAAAUAAAUAAAUAAAAGACCAUGCGUGCACGUCUGUAGAAAUGGUUUGCGGCUCAGUCAAGCUGGAGCUAACUAAAUGAAACUAUGGGCUGUGCGUCAGCCAAGCAUGUUUCUGCUGUACAAAAUGAAGAGGAAGCUCAGAAGGGAAAAAGUUAUCAGAACGGAGAUGUAUUUGGGGAUGAGUAUAGGAUCAAACCUGUGGAAGAAGUCAAAUACAUGAAAAAUGGGGGAGAGGAAGAUCAGAAAAUAGCUGCCAGAAACCAGGAAAACUUGGAAAAAAGUGCCAGUUCACAUGUAAGGCUUAAGCCUAACAAAGAGCUUCCAGGAUUAGUACAUCAACCUAGAGCAAACAUGCACAUCUCUGAAAGCCAACAGGAAUUCUUCAGAAUGCUGGAUGAGAAAAUUGAAAAGGGUCGUGAUUACUGUUCAGAAGAGGAGGAUAUCACAUAGUGCCAAUUCUGCUGAUCAAAAUGGGAAUACUACUGUGUAAAUAGAUUACGGUCCAGUCAAGAUCCUUUUUGGAAGUCUUCUCAAGUGAACAGCACUACAUAACAAAAGAUCAUUUCCACAUUGUAUGCUCCAUUCAGUUCCAGUGUUUCUUAAUGACCAUACAAUGAACGCCGAGAAGAGAAAGAAGAACAGCUUAUAUGGAACUCCCUUUGCUGCUGCUUGGUGAAACUUGUUGUUCCAGGUUUUCACUUAUCUGUGUCCAGGGACACAGCAAAUCUUUUGACAUAAAAUCUAAGUGACACUGUAGAUUUCACUUGAGCUGUUGGCCUGUUUUCUAUUGGCUGAAGUAGUAUUAUACAAAACCUUCCAUAACUGAGCAGUUGAACCUUCACGUUCAUUCUGUUUGCCAACCCACCAAUGGAUUGUGGAGUUCUUAUUAACACUGACAAUUUAGAGCUUUGGAGAUGGGAUGCUUUGCCAUGACCGACCUCGUUUCUCUGCUAGGAAGAAGUUGCCAAUUUAAAAGCAUGUUGUCACACAAAUGCCGACAUGGUGAUACAGGAGCAGAAAUCUGUAAAAAAAAAAAAAUUAACAAACAAA
This is a messenger RNA of Rhineura floridana, 1692 nucleotides long. It is a transcript of the gene C6H1orf21, whose product is annotated as chromosome 6 C1orf21 homolog. The transcript has 6 exons. Lineage: Eukaryota; Metazoa; Chordata; Lepidosauria; Squamata; Rhineuridae. The record is from RefSeq and is a predicted model, not a curated record. Bases 727 to 1092 code for a protein of 121 amino acids.